GAGUACCGCUGCCUACUCCUGCAACGCCCGUCGACCCAGAUCUGCAGAAUUUUCUCCAAAUGCUCGAGUUUGCUCCUCCGCUAUCGGCUUCCCCUUCCCAGCAGCAACUUGGCGCACCGAGACACAGCCCGAGUACGAGCACGCUCAGCACCGUCAGCCUUGGCAGUCUCCGGCGGCAGCCGUCUGAUCGCCAGAGAUCGGGUACGAUCAGGAGCAGCACCGGCACUGUGCCCCGGGGGAGCCUGGAUGCCCAGAGAGCGAUAGAAGCGAGGUUUGACAGCUCGCUCGCUGUGCUCAGUCCGGCUGAUCAGGUAGCUGGAACGGGCAACGUCCCUCCUCCUCCCCCUCCUCCUCCCCCUCCCCCUGGACCGAGUGGGAUCAGCCGCCUCAGGCCUGUGCAGCCUCUGGACCCGUUUGCCCUGGAUGAAGAGAGUUAUGAGCGGCCGAGGCCUGGAGCGGGGAGCUCGCAGGAGCUUGUUGUUGGUCGACUGGAGCCGGAGGAGCAAGAUCAAGAGCGUCCGGUGCGGCAGGCUAGAGCGGUUAGGGGCAGUAGGGCUGACCGGGAGACCCGGGAGCCGGAGAGGGAGCGGGAGGGUAAGGGAUGGAGGAGAGUGCCUACGGAGUGAAUGCGUUUCUUCCUGGUAGGCGGUGGAAGUGGACGGGGCCUGGCUUUUUCUCACCCAUGGAUCGUUCUCAUGCAACCCGGUUUACCCAUGACUCUCAUGCUUAUCCUCAUCAACC
Molecule: messenger RNA, 741 nt
Organism: Dacryopinax primogenitus
Lineage: Eukaryota; Fungi; Basidiomycota; Dacrymycetes; Dacrymycetales; Dacrymycetaceae
Exons: 1
Coding region: 60-626 (188 amino acids)
Source: RefSeq, a predicted model, not a curated record